This is a messenger RNA of Perkinsus marinus ATCC 50983, 960 nucleotides long. RefSeq lists its product as hypothetical. Gene Ontology annotation, biological process: pyrimidine nucleotide-sugar transmembrane transport. Gene Ontology annotation, molecular function: pyrimidine nucleotide-sugar transmembrane transporter activity. Gene Ontology annotation, cellular component: Golgi membrane. NCBI's taxonomy places the organism in Eukaryota, Perkinsozoa, Perkinsida, Perkinsidae. The coding region runs from base 1 to 960 and encodes 319 amino acids. The transcript has a single exon. The record is from RefSeq and is a predicted model, not a curated record.
AUGUUGGCUGACCACCUCAUCGGCUCAGUCUUAGCCUUCACAGUCGAGUACUUCCGCAAUAAAGAGGGUCGCCGCAGUGAUCGGCUGGGUAUGACCUGGAGGGACUUGAAGCUGAUGACUCCUUUAGCGGUCCUCUACUCGGUUAGUGAUCUCUCUACAAUGCAGGCUAUCGACUACGGCAAUAGUCCUACUAUGACAGUAGUCGCUCAAACUCGACUACUCUUGGUAGCUGUCCUCUCCUACUACUGUCUUGGUCAUACUAUGAGCGAUCUGCAUUCUCUGAUGGGUGUUGUUAUUUGUGCACUAGCGUUCACACUGACAGAGGAGCAUGUUAUCGCCCCUAGUGCUAUCCCCUGGAGCGUAUCCAAGGCCUUGCUGUCGUCCGUGUGUUCGGUAUACCUAGAAUGGCUCAUGAAAGGGGACAGUAGAGGCUUCCUAGCUACAGCGGCUCGCUUUAAACUCAUUAGUUUCGUCCUUACCCUCUCUGGUUUACUCCUCAUACAUGGUCCCCAUAACGUACUCGGCUUUAAACCAAUAUGCGGGUCGUUGCAAAUACCGGUUGCCUGUGACCAUGGUCGUACUUGCGAAUGUCUAUAUGAUGUUGGUAUGAACCUCCAGUCUUGGAUAGCCUUCAUCGUUAUAGUGCUAAAUGGUUGGAUCACGGCUUACGUCCUCAAGAGCGUCUCAGCUACUGCCAAGUAUGUUUGUAGUGCUCUUGCGGCUCCCAUACUCUACGUUUUGUCGUGGUUGGCUGGUCGGAGAGAAUUCCAACCGGUGCCGUUCCUUUUAGUAUGCUUGUUGGUCCUGCAGGUCUCGGUUUACUCUCGUAAUAAGACUAAGCGCGGCCGUAGUGAGCUCACCAAGGUGGUAUCAACAGGCGAUUUUGGCGAGUGGCUUCAGGGCUAUCGAGUAGUUGACGUACCACCGAGCCAGAUCUACACGAGAGGGGAGAGCGUAUGA